Molecule: messenger RNA, 1695 nt
Organism: Brassica rapa (field mustard)
Lineage: Eukaryota; Viridiplantae; Streptophyta; Magnoliopsida; Brassicales; Brassicaceae
Product: protein NIM1-INTERACTING 2
Biological process (GO): regulation of systemic acquired resistance
Source: RefSeq, a predicted model, not a curated record
UCCAUUAUUCAAAAGUCCAUUUACAGGCUACGUCAUGGAGCUUAUGCUUCAACGUCUCAACAAUGAUGUCAUCAUUAAUCCUCAUUAAUCCGUACCGUUCAUUUUAUUUUGCCGUUGACCAUAUCGACCGUUCAAUGUUAACACCGACGGGCCUAUAAGAGUAUCUUCACAGUUUAGCAAAAUAAAUAUAUCAGCAAAAUAAAUAUUUUCCGGUCUGAACUGUACGACGCCGUUGAAGUUUCUUGUGCCUAACAUGAGCUCGGAGAUGAAAGAGGAACGCCGCGAAGAAGAUAACGGUAAAGCUUGUGGUGAUGAGUACAGAGGGAAAUCGUCAACAGAAGUUGUACGUACGGUGACGGAGGAAGAGGUGGAUGAGUUUUUCAAGAUAUUACGGAGACUACAAGUGGCGACACGGACUGUGGCGAGAGUUAACGGCGGUGACGCUGAACGUGAGUUACCUUCUAAGAAGAGGAAACGGAUUCAGAGUCUUGGCCUGAGGAGCUCAUUAGAUACUAACGAAGUUCAAGAUGGAGAAUCAGAUGGAAUAAAUCGGGUCGGGCUACGGAAUUUGGGUUUGGAUCUUAACUGUCAACCGGAACCCGAAGCAGUUAAAAUAGUGCUACGAGUCUUUAAGUUUGUGAAUAUUCAUAGACAUAAAGGGGGACAGCUCUAUCUUCUCAGAAGGGGGACAUAAAGGGGGACAGCUCUAUCUUGGAGCAGAAGGUAGUAGUAGUAAAGAUAAAACUCCACUUUUGAUAUUUUUUGUUUAUGAUACUUCUAAAAUUUAGGAAAAUUUUGAUUUGAUUGUUCCAAUUGUCUCAAAUGAUGCAGUGUGCAGAUGCUUGAAGAGGAGGUGAGAAUCAGAAGAAACUAAACGCUCACAGGAUUGAUUUUGCGCUCCAUCUAUAUGCACCACUCUCUUUGCAUUAUUUUUUUUCUUUGUUGUUGAUGUUUUUGGAUUGAAGUUUCCUUUAGUCAUAAAGAAUGACUCCCUCUUUUGAAACAAAGUGGAAGAAGAAAUGAUUUUAAUCAUUCUUUUUUUUUUUGCUUGAAUUGCCUACGUUAAUGAUUUGAAACUGUGAUUUACUAUUACGCAAUCAAAGCAAACAUAUUAAUACCUCUCGAUGUCUACUCUACAAACGUAUUUUUUUGAAAUCAUUACAGAAUACCAUAUUUAUAUCAAUCUGCGUAUGAAAAGGAAAGUUAAUAUUCUUAACAAUGCUUCUUUGAACUAAAUAGUGGAACUCUUGCCUAAUACCCUGUUGUAAACGAUUCUCUCAUAAACCUACCUCUUUCUUGCCUAAACCAACAGCUCCUCUCUCCCACCUUCUCACGACUAUUCUCCAGAAGCUCUGUAAGCUAAAUAGAAUCAAUAUUAACUCAACAUAUUAGUAAGCAGGUAUCUGUAUUGACAUAUCUGAUCUGCAGCAAGUUGGUUGCAACAGUCGCUGUUCAAGACUAGAAUGGAUAACACACCCUCCGACCAAGCCACAUCGCUUGCAGAUAAACAAGUCAUCUCCUGCUUCAUUCUCUGCAGUGUUUAAUCGGAAAUAAGCCAUGGCUAAAUCUCAGAACUGAUUCGAAUUGUUCAGCGUAGAAGCUUUUAUACUUUUCGUUGCUUUUAAGCUAGGCUCUACCCUUAAGGUUUAUAAUUGUUUGAGGCCAUUUGUUGCGUUUAUUAUCCUUGCUCCAACA